This is a messenger RNA of Ornithodoros turicata, 3198 nucleotides long. RefSeq lists its product as uncharacterized. Bases 1 to 3198 code for a protein of 1065 amino acids. Gene Ontology annotation, biological process: proteolysis; DNA integration. The transcript has a single exon. Gene Ontology annotation, molecular function: nucleic acid binding; aspartic-type endopeptidase activity. Lineage: Eukaryota; Metazoa; Arthropoda; Arachnida; Ixodida; Argasidae. The record is from RefSeq and is a predicted model, not a curated record.
AUGAGUAUCGAAGGAAAGGAAGUUCCCAUGGUAAUAGAUACUGGAGCAGCGGUCACAAUAAUGCCCGAAACGAUGUAUCGACAUUACUUCCCACACAUCAAGUGCAGGACAGCAGACCUAGCUUUGCGAACUUACACCGGGGAAAAGCUGCAGAUACUGGGAAAGUCAAGCGUCAAAGUGGCCCAAACAGGCGAGGAAAUGCUCCUGCCGUUGGUGGUCGUCAGAGAUCAGGGCAGGAAAAUGCCAGCAUUAAUAGGAAGAGACUGGCUGGAGAGGCUGAGGCUAGAUUGGAAGUGUGUCUGCCAUCUGUCAAGUGACGUGGGGAAAAGGGUGGAGACGUUGCGGCGGAAGUACUCUGGAGUUUUCAAAGGCGUUCCAGGAGUGGUGAAGGACUUCAAGGCGCGUGUUCUCGUCAAGGAGGCAGCCCAACCAGUGUUUGCGAAAGCGCGACCAGUACCGUUCUCCAUGAAAGACCAAGUAGCAAAGGAGUUGGAGAAAUUGGAAGCUGAUGGCAUCUUGAAAAGAGUGUCAAGAAGCGACUGGGCAACGCCCCUUGUUGUGGUACCGAAGAGCAGCGGAGCAGGAUUAAGGCUAUGCGGGGACUACAAGAUCACCGUGAAUCCUGUUUUGAAGACCGAUCAUUAUCCCUUGCCCUUACCAGAGGAUUUGUACUCAACACUCGCCGGAGGAAAAGUUUUCUGCGUUCUGGACCUGUCACAAGCGUACCAGCAGGUUCCCUUGGACGAAGAAAGCAAGCCACUGCUGACAGUAAACACACAUCUCGGGCUGUUUCAAUUUCAGAGACUGCCCUUUGGAAUAUCGAGCGCACCAGCCAUUUUUCAGUCGCUAAUGGAUUCAGUUUUAAAAGGGAUUCCCAAGGUGGGAUGUUACAUUGAUGAUGUAAUCGUCGCAGGUGAAAACGUGGACGAAUGUCAGGGAACGGUGGAGAAUGUCUUGCAACGACUAGAACAGCACAAUAUGACACUGAAGGAAGAAAAGUGUCAAUUUUUCAAGCCGUCAGUUGUAUACUUGGGGCAUAAAGUCACACAGGAAGGCAUAUUCCCGACGGAAACCAAGAUAAAGGCAAUAAUCGAAGCUCCUCAGCCGAGUAAUGCUACGGAACUGCGGGCUUUCUUGGGCUUGCUGAACUUCUACGGGAAAUUUAUCAGGAAUCUCGCUACCAUAGUCGCACCGUUGUACGACUUGUUCAAAAGAGACCAACGCUGGGUGUGGACAGAAAGAUGUUUAAAAGCAUUUGAAGAAGCCAAACGGCGUCUGAUCGACAGCCAAGUACUCGCAUAUUACGACGUUAAGAAGCCUAUUGGUCUCAGCUGUGAUUCUUCGGCAUACGGCCUGGGAGCGGUCAUUUUCCACGUCAUGCCGGAUGGAACAGAAAAACCGAUCGCCUUCGCAUCUCGAACUCUCAGCGUUGCGGAACGUAACUACGCACAGGGAGAAAAGGAGGCUCUCGCAAUUAUCUUCGGAUUGAAGCGGUUCCAUCGUUACCUCUACGGCAGGAAAUUCCAGUUAUAUACCGAUCAUAAACCACUGCUAGGAAUUCUGGCACCGGAUAAACCUAUUCCGACAGUGGCAGCAGCUCGAGUACAACGCUGGGCCAUCACAAUGGCCGCGUACCAGUACACGCUACAAUACCGAAAGGGGAAAAAUAUGGAAGUGGCCGACGCACUUUCCAGGCUACCGCUUCCAGCAAGGCACAAUGACGAAAGCGAGGAGUGCUUGGCGGUCUUUGACUCGACACCUAUCACGGCCAGUCAAGUUGCGAAAUGGACAAAACGGGACCCAAUACUCGAGGCCGUACGACAGUUCACCGUAUCUGGAUGGCCUGCAACGUUUGAUGGAAAGUUUCAGCCAUUUUACGUUCGGCGACAUGAACUGUCACAGGAGCAAGGAUGCCUGACGUGGGGGCAACGGGUCAUCGUUCCUGAUACACUCCGGCAGCCAGUGUUAUCACUGCUUCACGAAGAGCAUCCUGGAAUUGAAAGAAUGAAAAUGCUAGCUAGGUCAUUUGUCUGGUGGCCUUUAAUGGACAAAGACAUCGAGUCAACGGUUCGUAAGUGCAACGUCUGCCAGACAACUGCGCCCGCAAAGACACCGGGACCACUGCAUCCGUGGACAUACCCAACGCGGGUCUGGCAGCGUGUCCACGUCGACUUUGCUGUAAAAGAGGGAAUGAAUCUCUUCGUGCUUGUAGACUCGUAUUCCAAGUGGAUUGAAGUCAGAUGUCUCAGCACCGCUACUGCUGCAAGGACAAUCGACACUCUGAGGGCUAUCUUCGCCGCGUACGGAUAUCCUGAAGAGUUAGUUAGUGACAAUGGGCCUCAAUUCAUUGCUCAAGAGUUCGCAGAUUUCAUACGCGGCCUCGGAAUCCGGCAUACGCGUACGCCGCCUUACCACGCAGCGUCGAAUGGCGCAGCCGAACGCCUAGUUCAAACGACCAAGACAAUAUUGCUCAAGCAAGUCUUGCAUGACAACAUGACAGGUCAACGCAGGACCCUCCACCAACGUCUUGACGAUUUUCUGCUGGCCUACAGGAAUACACCUAAUUCGGUAACUGGACGUACACCUGCGGAACUAUUCCUGAAGAGGCAGCCACGAGUGAAACUUUCACUUUUAAAACCAGACUUCGUUAAAGACAUGAGGACAAAACAGGAACAAAACGCUGCUAGGCGCAAUGAGCAUCGUGGAAGAGCCACGCAGUUCACCGUGGGAGAAAUAGUCUACGUGAAGACGACAAGAGGUGAACCUUUGGCGUGGGAGGAGGCCACAGUAGUUCAGCAAGUGAGCGAGGCAACGUUUUUAGUCAAGGUGAACAACCAGCUGCGCUAUGUACACAGUGACCACUUGAAACCACGCUGGGCACGUGCGUCGCCAACGUCGUUUCGGCACGAUAGGGGAACGUCAGCAAUGGACGAAGCUCCUAGCGGGUCACAGAACCUGUCAACGACUCCCUUGUAUGGUGACAGGACGUCGAGUGCUACAACCUCGGACACGCAAGCGCCCGUGGAAGGCGAUGCAGCAACUCCACUGGCACCAACAGAGACUCGUCAAGAGCCAGCGGUACAGCCGGGUGCCAACGUAACGUCGGACGUCGAUGUGACAAAUCCGCAUUCGGAACCGUUACGUCGCAGCAGUCGUCGUAGGCAACCUCCGGAACGCUUCCAAGCGGGAAUGCCUUGA